Messenger RNA from Trichechus manatus latirostris (Florida manatee), 408 nucleotides. Its product is annotated as ferritin light chain-like. The coding region runs from base 1 to 408 and encodes 135 amino acids. NCBI's taxonomy places the organism in Eukaryota, Metazoa, Chordata, Mammalia, Sirenia, Trichechidae. The record is from RefSeq and is a predicted model, not a curated record. The transcript is spliced from 2 exons. Gene Ontology annotation, biological process: iron ion transport; intracellular iron ion homeostasis. Gene Ontology annotation, cellular component: cytoplasm. Gene Ontology annotation, molecular function: ferric iron binding; ferrous iron binding.
AUGAGCUCCAAGAUCCAUCAGAAUUAUUCUUCUGAAGUGGAAGCUGCGGUCAACCGUGUGGUCAACCUGUAUUUGCGGGCUUCCUACGCCUACCUCUCUCUGGGCUUCUAUUUCAGUUGCAACUAUGUGGUCCUAGAAGGCAUGUGCCACUUCUUCUGUGAGUUGGCAAAGGAGAAGCACAAGGGUGCCCAGCAUCUCUUGAAUAAACAAAAUCAGCGCUCUGCCCAAGAUAAGUGGGGUAGGACCCUGGAAGCCAUGGAAGCUACCGUGGCCCUGGGGAAGAACCUGAACCAGGACCUUCUGCAUACUGUGGGUUUUAGCCGCACAGACAUCCAUCUUUGUAACUAUCAGAGGAGCCAUUUCCUAGAUGAAGAGGUGAAACUCAUCAAGAAGAUGGCGCCCACCUGA